Molecule: messenger RNA, 803 nt
Organism: Urocitellus parryii (Arctic ground squirrel)
Lineage: Eukaryota; Metazoa; Chordata; Mammalia; Rodentia; Sciuridae
Gene: Myl6
Product: myosin light chain 6
Cellular component (GO): myosin II complex
Molecular function (GO): calcium ion binding; structural constituent of muscle
Source: RefSeq, a predicted model, not a curated record
UGCAUAAAUCCGGACCGGGGUUCCUAUUGGCUGAAUUCGAGGAGGGUGACGUCAUUAGGACGUACUAAGACUAGGGUUGGCCUUGGAGUCGGAGCCAUUACUGCAGGAAAAGGUCCCGCAGAGCUGAGCAGUCAAGAUGUGUGACUUCACGGAGGAUCAGACCGCAGAAUUCAAGGAGGCCUUCCAGCUGUUUGACCGAACAGGUGAUGGCAAGAUCCUGUACAGCCAGUGUGGGGAUGUGAUGAGGGCUCUGGGCCAGAACCCCACCAACGCCGAGGUUCUCAAGGUCCUGGGGAACCCCAAGAGUGAUGAGAUGAAUGUAAAGGUGCUGGACUUUGAGCACUUCUUGCCCAUGCUGCAGACUGUAGCCAAGAACAAGGACCAGGGAACCUAUGAAGAUUAUGUUGAAGGUCUUCGGGUGUUUGACAAGGAAGGGAAUGGUACUGUCAUGGGCGCUGAAAUCCGUCAUGUCCUUGUCACAUUGGGUGAGAAGAUGACAGAGGAAGAAGUGGAGAUGCUGGUGGCGGGGCAUGAGGACAGCAAUGGUUGUAUCAACUAUGAAGCGUUUGUGAGGCAUAUCCUGUCGGGGUGACGGGCCCGUGGGGCGGAGCUUGUCCGGAUGGUGCUGAAUGGCUGAGGACAUUGCUGGUAUUCCCUGAGCCUGUGCCUUGCCCUGUAUGAGAUUUGUAUGGUGACCCUGGAGGCUUCCUAGGCUCCCCUGUCAAAACACCUUUCCCACCUGGUCUUUCAUGGAUGAUGUUUGCCAUAAGCAUUCACCAAAUAAACCUGUUUUUUGGCCUACA